Molecule: messenger RNA, 1236 nt
Organism: Knipowitschia caucasica
Lineage: Eukaryota; Metazoa; Chordata; Actinopteri; Gobiiformes; Gobiidae
Source: the annotation of a GenBank genome assembly
AUGGUUCAGUCACUAACGGGAGCUGGUUUCACACCUGCAGGGCUCCUCUCCUCUGGGCUCUGCUGCCUGCUUCAGUCUGAGAGGAAGUUCAAACACAUAGAGGAGGGCACAAGGAGGUGUGGAGGAGGCAGAAGGAGGGUACAAGGAGGUGUGGAGGAGGCAGGGGGAGGGUACAAGGAGGUGUGGAGGAGGCAGAGGGUGGGUACAAGGAGGUGUGGAGGAGGCAGGGGUGGGUACAAGGAGGUGUGGAGGAGGCAGGGGGAGAGCACAAGGAGGUGUGGAGGAGGCAGGGGUGGGUACAAGGAGGUGUGGAGGAGGCAGAGGGAGAGCACAAGGAGGUGUGGAGGAGGCAGGGGUGGGUACAAGGAGGUGUGGAGGAGGCAGGGGGAGGGUACAAGGAGGUGUGGAGGAGGCAGAGGGAGGGUACAAGGAGGUGUGGAGGAGGCAGGGGGAGGGUACAAGGAGGUGUGGAGGAGGCAGAGGGAGGGUACAAGGAGGUGUGGAGGAGGCAGGGGGAGGGUACAAGGAGGUGUGGAGGAGGCAGGGGGAGAGCACAAGGAGGUGUGGAGGAGGCAGAGGGAGAGCACAAGGAGGUGUGGAGGAGGCAGAGGGAGGGUACAAGGAGGUGUGGAGGAGGCAGAGGGAGGGUACAAGGAGGUGUGGAGGAGGCAGGGGUGGGUACAAGGAGGUGUGGAGGAGGCAGAGGGAGGGUACAAGGAGGUGUGGAGGAGGCAGGGGGAGGGUACAAGGAGGUGUGGAGGAGGCAGGGGGAGAGCACAAGGAGGUGUGGAGGAGGCAGAGGGAGAGCACAAGGAGGUGUGGAGGAGGCAGAGGGAGGGUACAAGGAGGUGUGGAGGAGGCAGAGGGUGGGUACAAGGAGGUGUGGAGGAGGCAGGGGUGGGUACAAGGAGGUGUGGAGGAGGCAGAGGGAGGGUACAAGGAGGUGUGGAGGAGGCAGGGGGAGGGUACAAGGAGGUGUGGAGGAGGCAGGGGGAGAGCACAAGGAGGUGUGGAGGAGGCAGAGGGAGAGUACAAGGAGGUGUGGAGGAGGCAGGGGGAGGUUAUCUUUUUAGAAGUCUUCCUCUCAAGCCCAAAGCCCAACAACAAGGCUAUUUUUAUCCGUGGGUAACCUCCCGUGGCAGCUCCAGUCCCCGGCUCACCUCAGCCAGACACAGCGCGGCAGAGUGGAAAGGUGUCAACAUGCCCACAUUAGGAACCCCCACGUCCACUCUCUAA